UACGGACAUGUUAGAUGCCAUCCAAUCCGUAGAUAAUCUGACAACUAUACCCACCGUCAAACUAAAAUCCUUGAAAAGGCCUAAUGGUGAGCACGCAUCUACGCUUGUGUGCAGUGCCUACAACUUUUAUCCAAAACAAAUCAGAAUGAUGUGGAUGAGGAACGGCAAGGAGGUGACCACAGAUGUCAGUUACUCUGACGUGAUGCCUAAUGGUGACUGGUGCUACCAGACUCAUUCUUACCUGACGUACAUCCCAACUUCAGCAGAAAAAAUUGCCUGCAUGGUCGAACACCUUGGUCUCUCCGAGCCGAUGUUUGUGGUCUGGGACCCGUCCCUCCCAGUGGAACAACGAACUCAGAUAGUUGUUGGACUGUGUGGACUCGUGAUUGGAUUUGUUAUUGCAAUAUCUGGAAUCAUCUACUACAUCACUGUGUGUCAAAGUAAGGAAGAAUCCUAA
Neolamprologus brichardi is the source of this 457-nucleotide messenger RNA. The record is from RefSeq and is a predicted model, not a curated record. Lineage: Eukaryota; Metazoa; Chordata; Actinopteri; Cichliformes; Cichlidae.